UGGAUCACACACCCAAUCAGCUGACCUGACCAUGGUGGGAUAUAGCUCUGGUGAAGAAGAAGAAGAACCAAAUAUUGACUCUUAUCUUGGACCCAAGGAGUGAGGUCAUCUCUUCCGGAGACGAUUAAGUGUCGUAAACAAGCUGUUCGAUCCGUUCGUUGGAAGGAUGAGGUAAUUUUCAGUUUCGAGAGUGCAUUUAGUUGCUGUGUUUGGAGUAAAUUGAGGCAAACUUUGUUCUGGUUUCAUGGGAAAUUGUGGUUGUUAUUCUUAGAGAGAUGGCAUCUUUUCCUCUUGCUUGGAAUAAUAUUUGUGUUGGGAAAUCCAGCUUGUCCUGGAAACAGAGAGCUCUUACUUAUUCGGCGCCAAAUAAUUGUAUUCCCUUGGUUUCGAAUCCCUCUUUUUUGAGUUAUUGCUCUCGUAGAGUUACUCGUAGGUUGUUGUUGUGUAGCAAUAGGACUAGUUUUGUGGCCAGUGACAAGAUUCAUGGCGAUGCUCGUUUGGUUAGAGAAGGAAAUAGUGAAGUGAGAAAGAAAUUUUCUUUGAGAUUGCGCCCUAGGUUAAGAUUAUUGAUUAGAAAAUUGAAGAAGAGUUCAAUCAGGUCGUUUUUAGAGGGCUUCUUGACAUUUCUUCGGAAAAAUGUUAGGAGAGUGACGUUUUCUGCUUCUGUAUCAGUUGUCUUAGGCCUUUGCUUUUUGUUUCUGAAAAUUACUGCAAUGCCAACUCCAAAAUCCGUUCCCUAUUCUGACCUGAUAAUGAGCCUUCAAAAUGGAAAUGUGGCUAAGGUUUUGUUCCAGGAGGGCACUCGUUCCAUAUACUUUAAUUCAAAAUCAUGGAGUGAUGAAUGUGAUGAAACCAUUCCAGAUGUUAGUGGCAACAAAGAUGUUGAACCAGGUAAUCAGGCUGAAAGGAAUAUGCAGGCGAAACUUAACAAGCCUACGAAAGCAUCCCCAGCCUGGGAAUUUUCGACAAGGAAGAUCGAUCAUGACGAGAGCUACCUCCUUUAUUUGAUGAGAGAAAAGGGGACUAUGUACAGUUCAGCACCUCAGUCAGCACUAAUGGCCAUGAGGACUACAUUGAUCACAGUGCUCACAUUGUGGAUACCGUUGGCUCCUUUAAUGUGGCUUCUUUAUCGACAGCUUUCUGCAGCGAAUAGUCCAGCCAAGAAAAGAAGGCCUAGAAAUCAAUCGAUUAACUUUGAAGAUGUGGAGGGUGUCGAUACUGCAAAGGUGGAGCUGAUGGAGAUAGUAUGUUGCCUCCAAGGAGCUAUAAACUAUAGUAAGCUAGGCGCCAAAUUACCCAGAGGCGUGCUGCUCGUAGGUCCUCCUGGAACGGGAAAGACAUUAUUAGCACGAGCCGUUGCUGGAGAGGCGGGAGUGCCCUUCUUUUCAGUUUCUGCUAGUGAAUUUGUUGAAUUAUUUGUUGGUAGAGGGGCUGCCCGGAUAAGGGACCUUUUUAAUGUUGCUCGGAAGAAUGCACCAUCAAUUGUUUUCAUCGAUGAGCUUGAUGCAGUUGGUGGAAAGCGUGGAAGAAGUUUCAACGAUGAACGAGACCAAACACUGAACCAGUUGCUGACAGAAAUGGAUGGGUUUGAGUCAGAUACAAGUGUGAUUGUAAUUGCAGCAACAAACAGACCCGAGGCCUUGGACCCGGCUCUGUGUCGACCCGGUCGAUUCUCAAGAAAAGUAUACGUGGGAGAGCCGGAUGAAGACGGAAGAAAGAAGAUUUUGGCUAUACAUCUGAGAGGCGUUCCCCUAGAGGAAGACAUCGAUCUUAUUUGUAAUCUUGUCGCAUCUCUUACACAAGGCUUUGUCGGGGCUGAUCUUGCCAACGUUGUCAACGAGGCAGCCCUGCUUGCAGCUCGCCGAGGGGCUGAGGAUGUAUCUCGGGAAGACAUCAUGGAAGCUAUCGAAAGAGCCAAGUUCGGAAUAAAUGGCAGGCAAACGGCUCCCGGAACGAUUAGCAAGGAGCUCGGGAAGCUAUUUCCAUGGCUGCCUUCUCUGAUGAGCAGAAACGAGAAUGCAAGAGGAGAUGGAAUGCAAGGAGGAUCUCUAGGGUACCAAACACUCAGCUAAAAUUUUUUUGGUUUAUAUUGCAACUUUGAAUGGAUAUUCACGUGCUGUGUUACUUUUGUUCAAAAACCUACCAUAAACUAAAGGCCUGAAAUUUGCUAUAAUCUGUUUUGUUGUAUA
Molecule: messenger RNA, 2189 nt
Organism: Andrographis paniculata
Lineage: Eukaryota; Viridiplantae; Streptophyta; Magnoliopsida; Lamiales; Acanthaceae
Product: probable inactive ATP-dependent zinc metalloprotease FTSHI 3, chloroplastic
Exons: 4
Coding region: 276-2072 (598 amino acids)
Biological process (GO): proteolysis
Cellular component (GO): chloroplast thylakoid; membrane
Molecular function (GO): ATP-dependent peptidase activity; ATP hydrolysis activity; ATP binding
Source: RefSeq, a predicted model, not a curated record